ACGUUUUUUAAGCCUUGCAUGUCUACUUUAUUAGAAGAAAAAAAAUGUAUAACUCGUACAAUUGAAUCAAUAUUUGGAUAAAAUUCGCUUUGAACUUCAAAUAGUUGCCUUUUUUAUACCACAUUCUCAUUCCUCUCUGAAAAUUCUAGUUGUACGAUUUUUCCCUGAAAGCGUCGCCCAUCCACCUGGCUGCUGUGAUAUUGAGAGGUCAUACAUUUUCAAAAAACGAAGAAAUCAUAUUCUAGUUGACAUUUUUGCUAUUAGAAAAGGUCAGAAUGUCUUCAGAUCUUUCGCUCAACAUAAACAUCAAGGAACCAAGAUGGGACCAAGGCACAUUCAUGGGGCGUGCCCAGCACUUCUUCAUGGUCACCGACCCCAGAAAUGUUCUGCUGUCCUCUGAAACUCUGGAAGAAGCCCGAGUGAUCGUAGAGAACUACAGAUCUGGGGUUGUGAAGCCUGGCUUAACAGAGGAUGAGCUCUGGAGAGCCAAGUACGUUUACGACUCCGCCUUUCACCCAGACACCGGAGAGAAGAUGUUUGUGAUUGGCCGGAUGUCUGCUCAGGUGCCAAUGAACAUGACCAUCACAGGCUGCAUGCUUACCUUCUACAGGACGACUCCCGCGGUUGUUUUCUGGCAGUGGGUUAACCAGUCUUUCAAUGCCGUAGUCAACUAUACCAACCGCAGUGGCGAUGCCCCCAUGACGCUGAAUCAGCUGGGUGCUGCCUAUGUUAGUGCAACUUCUGGAGCUGUCGUCACCGCCCUGGGAUUGAAGUCUCUGGCCACGCGCCUCCCUCCAAUCGUUAGCAGGUUUGUCCCUUUUGCUGCUGUUGCUGCUGCAAACUGUAUCAACAUUCCCUUCAUGAGGCAGAGGGAGUUGAAGUACGGGAUCCCUGUGAUGGAUGAAAAUGGGAACCGGUUAGGGGAGUCUCCCAAUGCUGCCAAACAAGCCAUAGCGCAGGUGGUGGUGUCGAGGAUUGGAAUGGCAGUUCCUGCUAUGGCCAUCCCACCAGUUAUCAUGAACGCCCUGGAGAAAAGAGCUUUUCUGAAGCGAUUCCCAAUUCUAAACGCUCCCGUUCAGGUUGGCCUCGUCGGUUUGUGCCUGGUGUUUGCAACUCCUCUGUGCUGCGCCCUGUUCCCUCAGAAGAGCUCCAUGAGUGUGAGCGGGCUGGAGGCGGAUCUGCAGGAGCGGAUACGACAGUCAAGUCCUCAAACCACCACCGUCUACUUCAACAAGGGCCUGUAGAGGAGGGCAGCACUAACCAUGUAACACGUUUCUGAGCACAAAAAGGAGGACACAAUGAAAUGCUAGAGAAUCUCAAUGAUUUCUUUUUUUUUAAGGUUUUUGUUUAUGAGAAAAUUAAUUAGUUAUAAAAAUACCUCCUGAAGGGAGAAAAACAAUAUUUUUUUUGUCUUCCAAAGAUCAAAACUAUAUACAGUAUUCAGCUGCAGCUAUCAAUGCUGUUUAGUUAAAUUAUAUUUUAUAAAAUAUACACAGUAAAAAACAAGUAUCCCACAAAAGCACAAUGACAUCCAUGUAGUUUGAAUUAGGCUUUUAACUGGUUCUAAAGGUGAUCGACAGGUUGAUCAGUAGGGAUGGAACGAUUCAGUCAAUUCGAUUCACAGUUUAAAGUCACAAUUUCGAUUUUUUUUUUAUAACACAAUGUAAUUAAAGGUAUUUUAAGGCCAAAUUUGUUUUCUUUUUGCCCCUUACAUCAAACUGUUUUCCUACUA
Molecule: messenger RNA, 1732 nt
Organism: Oryzias melastigma (Indian medaka)
Lineage: Eukaryota; Metazoa; Chordata; Actinopteri; Beloniformes; Adrianichthyidae
Gene: sfxn3
Product: sideroflexin 3
Exons: 11
Coding region: 276-1244 (322 amino acids)
Biological process (GO): monoatomic ion transport; serine import into mitochondrion
Cellular component (GO): mitochondrial inner membrane
Molecular function (GO): monoatomic ion transmembrane transporter activity
Source: RefSeq, a predicted model, not a curated record